AUGUUCCAACACAACAAUCCCUCACUUUCCUCUAUCACUAGCGAAGAGCUUCAAUGGCUAGACGCAGACGCUCAGAUCCUACAGGAUUCCUCGUUCCUUAUCACUGAACCAUCGUCCACCAAUGUUCACUAUCCUUGCCCCUGGUCUAGCGCCAGCAACGACUCUCUACUGAUCGCACGCACCAAAGGCAUCCCUCCGAGACACCACUACCAAAGAUCAACCAAGUCCAGCAGUGCGAAGACCGUGACACCAAUUCACAACCACAGUAACCGGCUCUCAAACAGCCUUGCUCUUAAGCGACCCAAUCACCCCAACCUGCAUAGUACAGCUACUCCGACGCCGCUCUCCACACCUUCUCUAUCCAAUUCUUCACUCCCCUCUUUGUCCAACCACAGUGAUAUAACAUCUUCUGUUGAUUCGAUCAGCGCCCCGCGAUCGAUGAAAAGAAGCCAUUCCCCAACUGCAACUCCUCCACGCUCCCCAGAAUGGAUUUAUAGACGUCCCAAGUCUCCUACUACACCUCCCGCUUCCUCUCGGUAUCGGAGACAACCGGAGAUGAAUGGAAAUGCCGGUGAACCUUCCGCGACAUCGCAAGGGUCAAUUAGCUAUUUCUCAGAAAUAAGCUCCUCGUCUUCAUCAUUGCCAUCUCCGAUUAUCUCGUGUUCGGAAGCCCUCGAGUCUCCGACACUCUGGACCUCCCUACUCCGACCACGGAAACGCUCGGGAUCGGUGACGAGCAAAUCCUCAGUAAACACCUCCGAUAUUCCUUCUCUAUGGUUCAGCGCCGAUGAUGGUGCAGGUCGAACACGGCCUUCACCUGGCUCCCGCUUUUCGAAGGCCAAGAAACCCCAGGCCUCCUCUUUAUUCACUCAGUCCCCCAGUUCUCUUUCGAGGUCCCCAUCUCAGUUGUCCGUUGGCUCGCUCGUCUCGCAACAUGGCAUAGGAGUACAACGUAAUCGCUCCUCCUCCGUCAGUUCGUCGCUAUCAUCUAUCUCCACAUCACCUACCACUACGUCGUCUUCUCUACCCUCAACACCGAGCUCGCCCUCACUUUCUCCCUCCUUAACGAAAAAGUUCAAACCGCAUCAUCAAUGUAUUGUCGAGGAUGUUGAGCCGGAGUCAGAACCUGAAGACAAGUUGGGCCUUGAACAGAGCCUCUCUAUAAGACGGAAGGAACCCCUCGAGCGGUCCGCAUCCGACCCCAUGUCUUCAACCCCUGUCCUUUCUCAGUCCUUAUAUUCGCCUAAACGCCGCCUGAAGCCAGACACAAGCAGCAACAAGUCUGUCAAGUUUGCUGAGACACCAACUGUACACUAUGCUAGUGCUGGAUAUGACCCUGACUUUUGGCAUGUUCCUGGAGAAUCGCUGGAUACAGACGUCGAAGUUGAUACCGAUCAAAUGGACAUUGAGAACGAAAAUGUUACUUCACACGUUCCCACAAUUCCUGAUCCAUAUGCUUAUGCCCGAACCUCUCACCGAAUGGAUGUUGAUGAGGAGCCAACGAGAAUACGUCUACGAGACUACCGGCCUGAGGAUCGCGAAACGCUAGUUACUCCCACACCGGACCGCGUUCGGGGUUUGAAGAGCGCUGUGUCUAAGAGCUUAAAAAGGCAUCCUUCGUCUGGUUCCUCGUGGCGCUCAGCACCCAAGCUCUCUCCAUCACGAUCCAUCACUCCACGACCCCCAAUAUCAGGUCCUUUUGUUUUAGGAUCAACGCCAACGGUACCCCAUGGCCCGCAGGGAGGAACACCGUGCACUCCACGCAGUCAACCUCGUAGUAAGCUUGUGGUUAGUGGCAUUGCACUCAGAAGUGCACCAUCGUUGGAAAGUUUUAAAAGUGUGAAGAGUAAUACGAGGAGUGUGAGGAGCCUGAGGAGUUUGAAGAGUCUUCCGGAGAGCGUGAAGAGCAGUAUUGAACUAGGAGCGCGGGAGAUGAAGGAGUGGUUUAAGGGCCGAAUUUCGAUUGGUGUCGGAGCAUUGUGA
Messenger RNA from Marasmius oreades (fairy-ring Marasmius), 1983 nucleotides. RefSeq lists its product as uncharacterized. NCBI's taxonomy places the organism in Eukaryota, Fungi, Basidiomycota, Agaricomycetes, Agaricales, Marasmiaceae. The record is from RefSeq and is a predicted model, not a curated record. The transcript has 4 exons. The coding region runs from base 1 to 1983 and encodes 660 amino acids.